Messenger RNA from Mus pahari (shrew mouse), 2813 nucleotides. RefSeq names its product FERM domain containing 8 (gene Frmd8). The transcript is spliced from 11 exons. Gene Ontology annotation, biological process: negative regulation of canonical Wnt signaling pathway. The coding region runs from base 138 to 1529 and encodes 463 amino acids. The record is from RefSeq and is a predicted model, not a curated record. Lineage: Eukaryota; Metazoa; Chordata; Mammalia; Rodentia; Muridae. Gene Ontology annotation, cellular component: plasma membrane; cytoskeleton.
UCCGCGGCGCAACGCCUGCGAAUCGACCCUGGGCCGGGCCGGAGACCCCGCUGGCGGGUGUGGUGGUGGGUCCAGAACUGGAGGCCUGAGUCGGGUGGCAUUCUGGAGUGAGGCAGUGGGCUCCGCGACCCUGCGAGAUGGAGGGGGCAGAAGGCAACGCGGGGCAGCCCGGCCCUGCGGAGCGGUCCCACCGAAGUAGCGUCUCUUCAGUGGGUGCCCGAGCAGCUGAUGUACUGGUGUACCUGGCUGAUGACACAGUAGUGCCCCUGGCCGUAGAGAACCUGUCCUCAAUCAGUGCCCAUGAGCUGCACCGCGCAGUCCGUGAAGUCCUGCAGCUCCCAGACGUGGCCCUGGAGGCCUUUGCACUCUGGCUCGUCUCCCCUCUCUUGGAGGUACAGUUGAAACCCAAGCACCAGCCCUACAAACUGGGCCGCCAGUGGCCAGAGCUGCUGCUGCGCUUCACCGACGCCUCGGAUGAUGAUGUGGCCAUGGAUGAGCCUUCCCUUCAGUUCCGAAGGAAUGUGUUUUUCCCAAGGCGCCGAGAGCUCCAGGUCCAUGAUGAGGAGGUCUUGCGGCUGCUCUAUGAGGAAGCCAAGAGCAAUGUGCUGAGCGCUCGGUAUCCUUGUGACCUGGAGGACUGUGAGGUGCUGGGUGCCCUCGUGUGCCGUGUGCAGCUGGGGCCCUACCAGCCUGGCCAGCCUGCCGCCUGCACUCUGAGAGAGAAGUUGGACUCCUUCCUCCCUGCCCACCUCUGCAAGCGAGGGCACGGCCUCUUUGCUGCCUUCCGGGGCCGUGGGGCCAAGACUGGGCCAGGUGAGCAAGGCCUGCUGAAUGCCUACCGCCAGGUAAAGGAAGUGACAGGCAAUGACAGUGAGCGUGAGGCCACCUUGGGCUCCCACUACCGCGCAUACCUCCUCAAGUGCCACGAGCUGCCCUUCUACGGGUGUGCCUUCUUCCAUGGUGAGGUGGACAAGCCAGCCCAGGGCUUCUUGCAUCGAGGUGGACGCAAACCAGUGACUGUGGCCAUCAGUCUGGAGGGUGUGCACGUCAUCGACAACAGGGAGAAGCAUGUGCUGCUGGGCCUGCGCUUUCAGGAGCUGUCAUGGGAUCACACUUCCCCUGAGGAGGAAGAGCCUGUCCUGUGGCUGGAGUUUGAUGGUGACAGUGAGGGCAUGCCUGUGAACAAGCUGCUAAGGAUCUACUCCAAGCAGGCUGAGCUGAUGAGCGGCCUCAUUGAGUACUGCAUUGAGCUGAGCCAGGCCGCUGAGCCCCAGGAGAGUGCAUCUGGCCCUCAGGAAGCUCCCAGCCCCUCUCCACCUCCCACCCAGCGCCCCAAGCUGCGGAGGCAGGGUAGCGUGGUGUGUAGCCGGAUUCAGCAUCUCUCCACCAUUGACUAUGUGGAAGACGGCAAGGGGAUCAAGCGAGUGAAACCAAAGCGAACCACCUCCUUCUUCAGCCGACAGCUCUCCUCCAGCCAGGGAAGCUACACCGUGGUGCAGCCCACUGAUGACAACCUGGAGCAGAGCUGAGAGAAGCCACGGCUGGCAGCAGGAGGACAUCCGGGUGCCCUAGACACCACCAGGCACAGCCCUAGGCAGGGCCAGGCCACACUCGUCUCAGAUGCUGUGGGCCUGGGUGGGGUGCUGUGCAGGGUCUGCUGGAGCUUCAGACCAUGGAAAAUCGACAUCCAAGCCUUCCCUGAGCCUGGCGUGGGCAGAGCUGCACUGCAGCCCUUUCUACAGCCUGCCUCUUCCCUCAACUCCAGGUCCAGCAGCUGACAAACCCAGCUGCCCCUCCUGCUCGUCCCCAAGUGGACUAUGUCUUCUCUCUGGAGGGACUGCUGGCGUUCCGAUGGCAGGCGACUGAAGUCAGAGCUCGGGACUUGCAAGUCCAGUGUUUGCCUUUGGUCAUGGGCCCUUGGCGACCUUAUCUUGCAUUCCUUCUACUGACAUUCCACCGUGCUGGCCGGCCAGGCUAUCACCUUUCUCCUAAAUUAUGUUGGAAGUGGAGGGCACCUCUGCAGGCUAAGCCCCUUCUUGUUGGCCUUUACUGACGUCUCUGUCCUGAAUGGUGGAUCUCCUAGGAACCGGAAAAGCCCUUACGUGUCCCUGGGCUGGAAUGGCUGUCCCAUAUCAGCUAGUUCCCUUGUUUUCCUGUGAUUUGGGUCUCAGGGUUAGAUUCUGCCUUGUCUCCUCUGCUCUGAGCUGAUAAAACCUGGGAGGUGACAACUCUGAAUUGCACUGCACUGUGGGAUUCCCUGAGGCCAGCCACAGGGGCUCAAGCCACCUCUCCUCUCCAAAGGAGAGCUAGUUCUGGGAGGGGUGCUGUCCUGGCCCUUAAGCCCUCGGUACUGCCUGGGAAUCCCCACUGGAUCCCAGAGACAUAGCUUAGCUUUGUUUUCUUGGUGGAAAGCCCUAGAAAUGCAAACCCAUCAUUUCUGUAAAUGAAAGCAGUUUGGCUGCCCAGUGAGCUCCAGAAGCCUUGGCAGCAGAGAGAGAAAAGGCUGGCCUCACUGUGAGGCAGUAAGACGGUGUCACCUGCCACUUGUGGUUAGCCCUUUUGGAGUCUUGUGUGUUCCCUGAGCUACCAGCCUAUUCUUGGCAACCUUUUGGUCACCUUGACUGCUGUUGAUGGCCUCAGAUCAUUAUGUGAGGGGCCCAGAUGCGUGUGUGUGGGUACACAAACUCUGCAUUUCCACUUGAGCCUUUGAGUUUUUUAAUUACCACGUGUGCCUUAAUCCUCUAGGACAGAGCACUGUUUUACUAAAUAAAUGUCUUGAGUGUUCCCAGUCUUUCCUAUCAUUGGACUUAAUA